AUGAUGAAGUCAAGCGAAGACAUUGACGGUAUCCAUGGCGAAUCACGGUUAGCGCCAGUUGCAGCUCUCCUCUCCGGCCGUGUUGGACUCGAAACUGCCGAUGCUUAUGCGAAUCCUCGUGUCUGCGGCCAUACAGGGGAGCAGAGAUUCGCACAUUUCCAUGGCAGUUCUCGCAAACCGGGUCAAUUCAAAGUAAUGAAUAAAGAUUCAGAGAGGUGUAUUUUAUAUUGGCAAAUUGGUACUAGUUAA
This is a messenger RNA of Protopolystoma xenopodis, 249 nucleotides long. Lineage: Eukaryota; Metazoa; Platyhelminthes; Monogenea; Polystomatidea; Polystomatidae. The record is from the annotation of a GenBank genome assembly.